Molecule: messenger RNA, 642 nt
Organism: Maudiozyma barnettii
Lineage: Eukaryota; Fungi; Ascomycota; Saccharomycetes; Saccharomycetales; Saccharomycetaceae
Exons: 1
Coding region: 1-642 (213 amino acids)
Molecular function (GO): protein binding
Source: RefSeq, a predicted model, not a curated record
AUGAAUAUUUGGAUAGCCGCAAGUGAUGGGAGAAGUGACCUCGUAGAGAAGUUUAUAGCAGAAAAUCCUAGCAUAACGGCAAACACACCAGAUUUAAAUGGUUAUACCGCCAUGCAUGCAGCUGCUUCAUAUGGUCAUAUAGAUCUUCUUCGUCGUCUGACGAAUGAGUUUGGUGGCAAUGUUAAUGUCAAGGAUAACGAUGGUGAUACUCCGCUUCAUCACACUGAGGAUUUAAAUACAGCAAAGGUUCUUAUUGAAGAAUUAGGAUGUGAUCUGAAUAUUACUAACAGUGAAGGCAAAACGGCGUUACAAGUUACUGAAGAAGAUCAAGAAUUUCCAGAACUUAUUCAAUAUUUAAGACAGAAGUCAGGUGUUCCGAUCGAACAAGAUAGUUUAGGAAUUGAUGCAAAUAUGAUGGCAGAAUUUAAGGACAAUAUACGUUACACAUUAGAGAAUGAUAGAGAUGAGGAUUUAGAUUCUGAGUCGUUAGCUCGUAAGAAGAAACUGGAACAAAUUAUUCAAGGUGGUAACGCAGAAGAAGAAUUAGAGGUCUAUAUUAGGGACUUAGUAAGAUCUAAAAUGAUGAGCUCCGACGAACCAGAAACUACACAGGAUGAACCUGACUCUAAACGUAGAAAGUAG